Messenger RNA from Agelaius phoeniceus (red-winged blackbird), 2238 nucleotides. The record is from RefSeq and is a predicted model, not a curated record. NCBI's taxonomy places the organism in Eukaryota, Metazoa, Chordata, Aves, Passeriformes, Icteridae.
AUGGGCUCCAGGCUGCACAGCCCAGCCCAAGGCAGCCACUCAGGGCAGGAAAGGGACCUGGACAAGGAACAGAACCAUGAGCAGGAUCGAGGCACUUGUGAUCCAGGAGGUGGGCAGCUACACCACAGCCAGAGCAAGAGCCACAGUCAGGGCUGGCACCAAGAGCCAAGCUUGGGCUCAGACUCUGCUAAUGAGAAACAGAAAUGGAAAAGGAAGAAAAGAAGCCACAGCCAGGACCAGCAUUGUAAGGACCAGAGGAAACAGUGCUCAGAGUCCUGGGGGUGCUCCCCUGGCUCCAGCCUGAAGCAUGGGCAGGGAGUGGCACAGAGCUGGGAGUGGCACCACAGGAGGGAUGGAUCCAAGUCCUCUGUGUCCUCCAUCAGCUCCCCUGCCCCACCACAUCCCCAAGAGGCACUGGGGCAGCAGCUGAGCCUGAGGGAAGAACAGAAGAAACAGGCAGCUCUGCUAAAGGCCUUGGAGACAUCCAAGGAGAAGCAAGCACAGAGGUUGGCCAAGAAGGUGGCCAAGGAGAGAAAGAAACGGGAGAAGAUAGGCUGCAGUGAGGAGUACAUGGGCUACACCAACACUGACAAUCCUUUCAGGGACAAUAACCUGCUGAGCACAUUCAUCUGGAGCAAGGCUCUGGAAAAGGAAUGGAUCAGCCGUCUGGAUGAGAAGGACCCGAAGGAGAGGAUCAAGCAAAUCCAGGAGGACAAUCACCUGGAGCUGCAGAAGAUGAAGCAGCUGCGCCUGGAGCAGGAGCGGGAAAAAGCCAUGCGGGAGCAGGAGCUGGAGAUGCUGCAGUGGGAGAAAGAGGCAGAGCACUUCAAAACCUGGGAAGAGCAGGAGGACAAGUUCCACUUGCAGCAGGCCAAGCUAUGGUCUAAGAUCCGGAUUCCGGAUGGGAGGGAGAAACCCAUUGAUCUUCUGGCCAAGGACAUCAGUGCAGAGGAUGAUGACCUGGCUGUGGAGAUGCACGAGCCCUACACCUUCCUAAAUGGAAGGUUGACCAUCUCUGACAUGGAGGACCUGGUGGAGGACAUCCAGGUGUACAUGAAGCUGGAUCAAGGGAAGAACACAGACUUCUGGACGGACAUGACCAUCAUCACAGAGGAUGAAAUAGCCAAGCUCUGCAAGCUGGAGGCCUCUAGGAAAGGAGGACCAGGGGAGCAUCGUGAGGCCUCUAGGAAAGGAGGACCGAGGAGCAUCGUCAAUGCCUCGGUCAGCUCAGAUAUGCAGGCCGUGUUCAAGGGGAAGACCUACAACCAGCUGCAAGCUCUGUACCAGGGCAUCAAGAGCAAGAUCCAGGCAGGAGGGCCCAACCUGGACACUGGGUACUGGGAGAGCCUUCUGCAUCAGCUGAAGGCUGACAUGGCUCGGGCCAAGUUACAGGAGCAGCACCAGGACAUGCUGCGUCAGAAGCUCUACAAGCUGAAGCAAGAGCAGGGUGUGGAGUGUGAACCGCUCUUGCCCAUCAUCAAGCAGGAGCCAGCUUCCCUCAGCAACAGGCUGGAUCCUGAGGAGAGUCUUGACAUACAGCCAGGGCCGUCCUCAGAGCCAGAGCAGGACACAGAGGCCAAGUGAGAAGUGGAGGGGGAGGCUGUGCUGAUGAAGGAGGAUCUGAUCCAGCAGAGCCUGGAUGACUAUGAUGCGGGCAAGUACAGCCCCCGGCUGCUGGGCCCCAAUGAGCUGCCCUGCAAUGCCCACAUGCUGGAGGCCAAGGAGGACACUCAUCAGCUGCUGCUCCUGUGCCAGCAGCUCCAGGUGACAGGCAAUGCUCCUGAGAACACCCACAACAUCAUCUUCCGCAAGGCUAAGGAGGACAUGGGCGCAGAUGAGGCGCAGUUCAGCGUGGAGAUCCCGCUCACAGGCCAGGCCUAUCCGUGGGCUGACAAGUACCAGCCCCGCAAGCCUUGCUUCUUCAACCAUGUGCACAAGUACAACCAGACCCAUUACAACACUGACAACCCCCCACCCAAGACUGUGCAGGGCUAUAAGUUCAACAUCUACCCCAACCUCAUUGACAAGCGUUCAAUGCCCAAGUACUUCCUGGAGGCCUGCCAGGACAGCAAGGACUUGGCCAUCCUGCACUUCCAUGCCAGGCCACCCUAUGAGGACAUCACCUUCAAGAUUGUCAGCAGGGAGUGGGAGUUCCACCGCCAUGGCUUCCGCUGCCAGUUUGCCAAUGGCAUCUUCCAGCUCUGGUUCCACUUCAGGCAGUACAGGUACCGCCAGUGA